This is a messenger RNA of Ectocarpus sp. CCAP 1310/34, 6736 nucleotides long. Lineage: Eukaryota; Phaeophyceae; Ectocarpales; Ectocarpaceae. The record is from the annotation of a GenBank genome assembly.
AUGCCACCAUGCCACAAGCCACGGCGCGAUCGCCUGGAUGGUCGUCUCCCCGAACAUGAGCAUGGAGGGUCGAUGAGGCGAGGCCGCCCCGUAUCGCGAGGCAUAGCCGUCGUUGCCGGGACGACGCUCCUGAUCCUGCGCCCGAUGAAACACACGGCCGCCCUGCGGCCGGCUGCACGGCCGGCACACCCACCGGCCGAUCCGUUCCGGUCGCAGUACUGCAACAGCGGCCGAAGGCGUGGCGGUGUUGCACUAGCAUCCUCUCCUGCUACGGUGGGGAUCACAGCGACAGCGGGGGGGCGAGCAACAACGCACAUUGGGUCGAUCAAGGACUGCACCUCCGGCCGACGCGGGGCUGGGCUGACGACGAGUGCGACGGCGACUCUCACAAACCGAAUUUCUCUGGGGGUGCAAGGUGGGGGGUUGCAAAAGCACGCGUGGCGAGCGGCGGGAAGCCGGCCGGUGGCGCCGCUGUGCAUGAGCCAGAGUAGCCCUCCCGUCUUUCAGCCCCAACAGGCCGGAGACAGGAAGGACAGCAGUAGCUCCUCCCCCACUGCUGCGGGUGACAACGUGGCGGGGAAAGAAGACGACCACCACAGCAAUGGCCAGGGGGCCGCUGAUGUGCGGCAGCAGCCAGCAGCCAUUUCGCUGCACCAGCACCAUCGUCACAACCAUCAUCCAGUCCCAGUGGUAGAUGUGCACGGCAGUGCUUCGCCUCUCAACGGUCAUCACACGGCGGCGGCUGUGACGUCCUCUCCCAUUGCCACAGAGCCGGCACCGCCACCGAGAGUUGCCGACGACAUCGCGGCGAUGAAAGCUCUUGGCAAGGAGGGGAAGUGGCGAGAGGCGGUUGCGGUGCUGUCCCAGCUGAAGGAAGAUGCUUCGGCAGCCUCGAACGGUGACGGUAACGACCUCGCCCUGAACCUGGCGGUGUACAACGCGGCCAUCAGCGCGGUGUCAAGAAGCGGGAAGUGGGACGAGGCGCUAGGUUUGCUGGAGGAAAUGCGAUCGGCAGGCGUCCAGCCCGAUGUGAGGACAUUCACGAGCGUCGUCUCUGCGGGAUCCCGGAGCGGGAGGGUGGACCUCGCCGAACAGGUGCUGGACACCAUGCGAGCGGAAGGGGUGCCUCCCAACGCCGCCACGUACAACGCCGUCAUCACCGGGUGCUCUUGUGGCCCGCCGCCGCCGCCUCGAGGGGGCAGGGGUGGCGGCGAGGUGCAAAGAGCGCUGCGGCUGCUGGAAGAGAUGGCCGCGGACUCGAGGCCCGAGGCCCAGCCGGAGGCGCUAAGCUACACGCUGGUGCUGAAAGCGUGCGGGAGGGAGGGGCGCUGGGAGACCGCGCUGCAGCUCUUGACGGAGAUGCAGGCGAAGGGUCUGGAGCCAACCGUGCUGAGCUUUCGGUACGCCCUAACGGCUUGUGCCAGCAGCAGCAGCAGCAGGGUGGUGUCGGGCGGGAGCGGCGAAGAGGACUUUGCCGGCGUGUGGGAGCGCUGUCGUUCGCUGAUGGAGGCCAUGGGCAGGCUGGGCCUAGAGGCGGACCGGCUGUGCUACAAGCACGCUGUAGAUGCCGCGGCGAAGGCUGGCGAUGUGGACGCAGCCCUCGACCUGAUGGAUGGCAUGGAGAAUUGCGAGGGUUUCAGGGGUGCCGUCGAAUACAACCAAAUUAUCAUGGCUUGCGGUCGUAGGGGAGACUGGCAGCGAGCCGUGUCCACCCUGGGUCGAAUUCGACGCGCGGGUGGCGCUCCCGACGCGCACAGCUUCGCCAUGGCGAUGACCGCCUGCGCGAGAGCGGGCGAGUCACGGCAGGCCCUCCGUCUCCUGGACGAGCUGAAGCGCGAGGGGGGAGGGGUGCGGCCGAACACGGUGGUGUACAACACCCUCCUGGCACUGUGCAGGGGGAAGCCACGAGGGGGCGCGGGGCCGAACCUUAACGGGUACGGUGGUGGGGGUGGUCUCGAAGAGGUCAACGGCCACGGUGUUGCCGUCGGUAUGCCGGACGGCAGGGCGAUACGAAACGGCGUUUCGGUGCCCGGCGGGGGCACCUUGGGAUCGGGGGAGCGGCCGGACGAGCUCGUCGGGACCGCGGUUGCGUUGCUGCACGAGAUGACCGCAGGUGGCAGCGAGUGCGCGCCGGACAAGAUGUCCUUCGAGCUCGUCAUGCAGGCCUGCGUGAACGCGGGACGGCCUGAAUCGGCCCUCAAGGUGUUCAGGGCGAUGGCGAGGGUUGCGGCCGGUGGGAGGAGCGCGGAAGGUGGGGGGGGUAGUGGCGGUGGGGGGGGUAGUGGCAAGCGACGGGGAGGCGGACGAGGGAAAGUGGUGGAGGUGCGGCCGGACCGCGCGACGUUUAGACUAGGGCUGACGGCAGCGGCGGAGGCGGGGGACGGCCCGGCAGCGGCGGUCCUGUUGGAGGAGAUGCGAGAUGCUGGAAUAGCGAUGGACGAGCUGCUAGAACAUCAUAGACCCUGUUUGGAAGCGCCUUUCCUUGUCGCCGCGGCAGUGUCUCAUACUCCCUCCCCCCAUCGUUGCAUUGGUUUCGUCCAGUCGGCCUUCCACCUCGCGGCAACAGCAUUCGGGCGCGCGGGCCUCUGGCGACAGGGCGUCCGCGUGGCGGUCGUGGCGGCGGAGCAGGGCAUCGCCCUCGCACCGAGCACCCUCACGAGCAUCCUUGGGGCCUGCGCGAAACAGGCCCGGUGGCGAGAAGCGCUGGGGCUGCUCCAGGGCACUCGCCCGAUCCUACAGCAGGCGUUUUCGUCGUUGGCGUUGUCGACAGGCACGGGGGUUGUGGCUGGCGACGACAGGAGGGGGGAAGGGAACGUGGUGGCCGCGUACACGCUGGCCAUGGUUGCGUGCCGGAGGUCCGGGCGACACGCGGAGGGGCUCCGCGUGUUGGAGAUGCUGGAAGAGGACGGGGGUGUGGGGGACGAGGCGUUUUUUCGAGUUGCGCUCAAGUGCUGCGCCAAGGCCACGGGGGUCGGGGAGCGGCGCGAGUGCAGCGGGGCGGCCGUUGCGGACAGGGUAUUGGAAGGCAUGUCUGCACAGGGGAUCCGUUGCGGCGUGGAGGGGUUCACAGAUAUCGCGCAGGCGUACGGGUUAGCCGGAAGAUGGGAAGACGCUUUGGCGCUGCUACCUAGAGCCGCGGCUUUAGCGGCGGUGCCCGACGAGCGGAUGUAUUGCUCCGUCAUUAACGCGAUGGGGCAGAGCGGCGCUUGGGAGGCGGCGGUGGAACUCAUCCAGUCGAUGCGGCGGCGGCCAUCGGCAGCCGCCGCCGCCGCAGGCGGUAGCGGCGGCGGGGCCAGCGAUAGCGGAGCAAGCGGCGGCGCUGCUGCCGCCGUGGUGUCGCCGUCGCUGGAGCCCCCGCCCCCUGGGCGGGCGGCCUACGGGUGCGCGUGUCGGGCGUGCGCCAGGAAGGGGGAGUGGGGCGCGGUGCUGAGGCUGAUGGAGGACAUGCGGGAGGACGGCCUGGAGAGAGAUUCUUCGGUGUAUGCGUCAGCCAUACGGGCGUUCGUCGAAGCGGGGGACUGGGAGAGGGCGGUGGAAAUCGUGACGGUUGAGAUGGAGCGAGACGGGGUAUCCCCGGACGCCCUAUCGUACAGCCAGGCCUUGCGAGCCUGCCGGGCGGGGGCAGACGGGAGUGGUCGGGCGGCGCAGCUAGCGCUCGCGCUCGUUGGAGAAGUUCGAAGCAGGGGACUAGAGCCGGGCGUGGUGAUCCUCGAGAGUGCCGCUAGGGCUUGUCUGGCGGACGACCGGCCUGAGCUCGCACUAGAAAUCGUCUCCGAGACCCUCGACUCCUGGAGACGAGGGAGCUUGGGAGGGGACGGAGAUGGCGGUGGGGGAAAACGGUGGGGAAUUGACGAGGUGCAGCGGCUAGAAACGAUGCGCAUCAUGGUUCUCGGUCGCCUGGGACGGUGGGAGGACUCCCUCGAAGCCCUAGACGCGAUGCGGGCCAAGUUCGGCGACGAUGACCUAGACGAGAGAGCGUUCGUUUCGGCGGCACGCGCCUGCGCGGCGGCGGGGGAAUGGUCGCUGAUUCAGGUUCUCCAGUCCGAGGCAUCGGCGGUAGGGGACGGUGACGGGGUGUCCCCGGAGUCCGCGUGGGACAUGCAGCGAGCGCUGCUCUCCGGGCUCACGACGGCGGGGAUGUGGAGGCGCGCCAUGGAAAUGCUGCGGGAGAUGCAUCACGGCGGGGGUGGUAAUACGGUCAUGCCAGCAGCAGGGGAAGAGCGGGGGCAGGGAAUGCCAGACCCGUCUCCGCAUUGGCAGCGGCGCAUGUUCAAGGACCACAGGUCGGUCAUGCACGCCUGCUUGCGGGCGGGUGCGUGGGACAAGGCCCUGUCCGUCUGGUCUGACCUCAGGUCGAUCGUGGAGGGCCCCAUCCCCUGCGGCCGGACCUAUACGGCAGCCCUGCGCGCCUGCGGGCCGUUAGGCCUCUGGGCUACGGCGCGAGACCUGCUGUCGGAGAUGAGAGAUGGCGCCGAGGGCGAUGGGCUGCUGCUGCUGUUACCCGAGGCCCGCCACUACGCCUUUGCGGUGUCGGCAGCGACGGUGGCUGACGAUAUCUCCUCCGACGAGGAAGCAACGCUGAGCGGACGCGGCGGGUGGGGGGCCGGCGGAUCGGAUAUUAUGGUGGGUGGGGAUGAGGGUAGCGGUAGUGCGGCGCUUCGGUCGGUGCUGUCCGACAUGGCCGCCGCCGCCGGCGGCGGAGUAGAGAUCGGGUGGGAGACGUACGCCGCGGUUUGCUGGGCGAGGAGCCAGCGGAAGCAGUGGCACAGGGCCUCCCUCGGGGUGCUGGAGCUCAUGGGCGAGCACGGAUUUGGGGACGGUGCUCUUGGCACAGAAGAAGCCGCCGAAGGCAUGCGGAGCCUCUACGGCCGGCUGUUGGCCGCGGCGAGCAAGAUCCCGAGCUUUGCGAUGGGCGCGGGCGGGACGCAGUCGGCAGCGCCCGCGAGGAACGCGAUUCGGCAGGUUCUCUCGGACGCCGAGGAGCGCCUGGCCUCCGUGCCUGGGGGUCCGGGGCCGCAGGUCCUCGCGGCCGCUGCUACCGCCUUCGCCCGCGCCGGCGACUGGGAAGGGGCUCGGGAUAUCGCUUUGCUGUUCGACCCACGGGUUGGUGGUCCUACCGCGGGGGGUACAUCCAGCGGAACCGGGGAAACGUCGGCCGUUCGAAGUCGGAGAACCGCUGACGCGACGGCUGUUGUCAGUGUCGCGGUGGCUGCGACCGCCCGCGCCGGGGAGCUCGUUGAGGCGGAGGCGCUGGCGGAGCUGGCGAGGGUAAUCGCCACCUCGCCAGAGGUAAGCGCCUUCAGUGGCGGGGGCGGUGCCACGGGAGGCGGCAGUAGAAGUCGCGGGCCAGACGGGGAAGAAGCGAGGGUCUCCUGUGGGACGGAACGGAGCAACAACCCGCUAGGCUUCGAUCACAGCGCGGGCGUGGCCCUCGCCGACGCGUACGAGCGGGCCGGGCGGCUAUCCGACGCAGAGGGCUUGCGCUCGCGGCUGCAGGGGCGGAUGGCGAGCAGUCUCGGGCUGGAAGAAGCGGCCGGAGUCGAAGGAGGGGUUGCCGCCGCCGCCGCCGCCGCCGCCGCCGCCGUCCCCCGAUUGCCGAGCGUAGGGGGGCCUAGCAGACGACGGCGCCCCCCGGCAGAGGGGGAUGAUUCGACGUGGCCCCCUGAUGAGGAGGAAGGUGGCGACGACGAGCAGUACGAUCUGUUUUUGCAGUGGAUGGCGACUGGCGAGGGAGAGGAAGAGGAAGAGGGAGAUACGUGGUUGGGUGACGAUGAUGAAUUCGACGACGAUGACGACGACGUGUUGGUAGCGGAGCCCCCGCACGAGUCCGACGAGGAGGGUUUGACGAUCCGAGAGCUCGAAGGGUGGUGAUUUUUUGGCUGGCUUUGUGUUGUUAUGGCGAUCUGUUUAGAGGCUGUAAAAUCAGCCGUUGGACGGGGUAGGGUAUGUACAGCGGGAGGUGGACCAGGGGGAGGCGGGGGUGAUUUUUGUGUUUUUGCGGGUGCUUGUUCGCCGUUGGAGGUGUGGAUAGUCGGUGUAUCCUACAUGAAUGAACGAGCCUGGGAGCAAGAUCCAGGGAAGAGGGUUGUUUAUUCCGUAGGUUUGAAUGGUGCGCUGCUCCUGUCUGUGAUGAUUCGACUGACCCAUUUUUUUUCCGCAGCGAGGGAGGGGCUGAGCCAUGCAUUCAAGCUCUUUCGAGUAUUUCAUUCAGCCCACCGGGGUAAAGUUGAUUGUUGGUUUCUGCGGAGGGGUUAGUAUCGUGGGGUGUAUAGUACUUGCCUUUUGGUGUGGUGGCUUGGGGCUGAACAAGGUUCUAGCCACUAGCUUUUGUCUUCUUGGUACUUGUGUGCAGGCACCAAGCAAGGCGAGCGAGCGGCGCUAUUUAUUUUGGGAGGUUGAAAGGACUUGGCGGCAUAUACAUUUUUGCACUUUCUCAAGUGUUUUGAAGAACGUGACAGAGGAGAGGUGUUUGGUAUUUAGCUGUUUGGUGUCCCGUAGCCGGCAAGACUAAGACAACAGUCACCGCGAGAUGGAGUUCAUCACGCGCUCCAGGAACGAAAAACGAAGCGUGCUGAAUUCACUUCCUUGACCUGUCGGACAUGGGUGCGUGCGUUUUCGUCUGAAGGGGCGCAUCAUCAUUGGACGGCUGGAAGUUGCCCUAGGCACAAAAAACAUAAUUGUUGAGACCAUGUCCCUAAUUCGUUGUUAUAAUUGAUGGUGAUUUUGAGAAGAUGGU